CGUGGUUCGAAUGGCGCUCGUGAGUCUUCCGUCCCACGCAUAUGCAGCAGGUAGAUAUGCAUACAAACAGAACUGACAAAUCCAGUAUCGAGAGCGACCGAGAUCGAUUCCCGCGUGGGAUGCGUGCUUGACGGAGCAAUUGUCUACUACGAAGAUGGCCACAAGACUCCAUGUGGCCCACGGACUAACCGGCGAGGCGGCAGAAAACACCGUUUUGGUCGGUCAACGCAAGAAACUCUCAUUUAAACAAAAUCGUCUUUGGCUAAUUGCGAUUGCGCGUUGGACAGGCGGCCUCGCAUCCGAAAGAUUCCCUAUCCCGCCGGGCGACGAAAUCACAAAAGUCGAAAUCGGCGUCGAAAGUUACAUGUUGAACGGUCUUCGCUUCCACAUGUCUGGUGGCACAUCUGGUGGACAUCUCGACGAGAACACCCCUGUUCACACUCUUGAACCCUCCCCCGGCCACAAAAUUGUCGGUUUCUACGGCUGGAGCAGAUGGGGCCAGAUCUUCAACGAGGUCAUGGAGUUCGGCAUCAUCACUGCGCCAGGCGAUAUAAAUGAUCUCCCUGAGAUUAUAUACGAUAUGCCGGAGCUGCGGAAUAGCAAUGGUGGGAAUGCGGAUGUGAGUUGAGUUUUUGUUUGAUACUGUGGUGGGUUUGAGAAAUGACGGCUCUGAUGUUUUUGUAUAGGCUGGUGAUGUGAUGUUUUAUGAUAGUGAUGGAGGUGAGAGUGUAGAGUGGAUACGAGGAUGAGGAUGGGGAUAGUGACGGGGAUGGUACUGUGUAUUGACUUGGGAUUUCUGGUAUCUGAGUCUGUUCGAAAUAUAGGGAUUGUAGGCGUUGACUUUGUACUGUAGGCUAUACUACUGAGUACGCUACCCCUUCAUAUAGGAGGUUCUCUCUCUCUGUAGUAGCUCCUUAUGCAACUGCAAUUCUGACAGAGUCAAUGUAGUAAGGGUCAUUCUUAUUUCUUUUGUUCUUGCCUCAGCUGUUGUGCGGGGCGCUUGGGUAUCUGGGUGUCUUUCGGGUUUCGUGUGAUAGAUGUCCUUGCCAGGUCGACGGAAUAUCAUUUUUCUGAUUAUAAUACUGGGACUUGAAGGGAAUCUGUAUCGGGGGUUGGGGAGC
Molecule: messenger RNA, 1121 nt
Organism: Cadophora gregata
Lineage: Eukaryota; Fungi; Ascomycota; Leotiomycetes; Helotiales; Ploettnerulaceae
Exons: 2
Coding region: 155-628 (157 amino acids)
Source: RefSeq, a predicted model, not a curated record